Messenger RNA from Oppia nitens, 1104 nucleotides. RefSeq names its product mortality factor 4-like protein 1. Gene Ontology annotation, cellular component: NuA4 histone acetyltransferase complex; nucleus. The record is from RefSeq and is a predicted model, not a curated record. Bases 68 to 1081 code for a protein of 337 amino acids. Lineage: Eukaryota; Metazoa; Arthropoda; Arachnida; Sarcoptiformes; Oppiidae. The transcript is spliced from 7 exons. Gene Ontology annotation, biological process: chromatin organization; regulation of DNA-templated transcription.
GAGUGACCUCUCAUAGAGCGCACAAUUAAAUGAUUGAAUGAAACAAAACAAUUAAAAAUUAAUAGAAAUGCCGAAAAUUAACCAUAAAUUCCACGAAAAUGAAAAGGUGUUAUGUUACCAUGGUCCAUUACUAUAUGAAGCUAAGGUUCAGAAAAGUCAGGAAAAGGAGAACAAAGAGACCAAAGAAAAGACUGUUCACUAUUUUGUCCAUUACUUGGGUUGGAGUAAGAAUUGGGAUGAAUGGGUUCCAGAGGACAGAGUUCUUAAAAUAAAUGAUAUUUCUCUACAAAAACAAAGAGAACUGACAGACGCACAGAAUAAAAGCAAUAAGAAUAAGAGCGUAAAGAAGAAACCCAUUGAUCCAAAAGAUAAAGAGACGCCAUCUAAGACUGUCAUCACUUCUGAAAAUGUUAAACCAAAACCAGCGAAUACUAUACCUAUAGAAACCAAUGUAUUGACUCCUCAAUCAAAAGACAAUCUCAAUGUUGUUAAGGAUACUGACGGACAAAGAAAAAAGAGACUGAAAAUAGAAUCAAAUCAAGACUUAGAGGAUGUCAUCUCAAAUAAAGGACCAGAUUUUGAGAUUAAAUUAUCAGAUUUAUUAAAACAAAGUUUGAUCGACGACUGGGAAUUGAUUGGUCAGAAAAAGUUGGUUCGAUUGCCUGCAAAAGUGUCGGUCAAUAAAAUUAUUGACGAUUAUAUCAAACAAAAACUUAUUCAAAAACUCAGUUUAUCUAAAGAAAAUUUAGUCAAAGAAGUGGCCGAAGCCAUCAAAUGUUAUUUUAAUGCCACGAUUGGCACUCAAUUGCUUUAUUCAUUUGAAAAGAAUCAGUUCAAAGAUUUAAUGAAAGACAGUGACGACGACUCAAAAGCGUCAACACUUUAUGGAGGCAUUCAUUUAUUACGAUUAUUUGUAAAAUUGGGGUCACUUUUGGCAUAUUUGAAUUUUGAUGAUAGAAGUAUUCAAUUGAUCUCUGAAUACAUUCACGAUUUUCUAAAGUAUUUAGAUCGCAAUCCAUCAUUGUUUAGUACAAAUGAAUACGAAACGGCUUCAUCUGAUUAUUUGAAGAAAUCGCUAUAAUAAUUAUUUUUGUAUAUUUUCAA